AUGAUGGGCUUGGGGGUAGCGGGAAAGGCCCCUCUCCACGGCUCCCUGUCAAGGACUUCGGAGGCGGCUCUUUCUCCGCCUUCCUCGCCUUCCUUUAGGGAAAAAGCCUCUCGGGGGGGAUCCGAACUCGCCUCCCUCAGGAACCGCCGCCCUGAGGGCUGCGCGGAGAUCGGAGGAGGCCUCGAAAGGCGCCGAAUCCCCUCAGAAACGGCCGGGCGGUGGGAAGACGAGGACCGGGAGCCUCGCUUGGACGCCCAGCUCGGAUCCGGAACCUCAGCAUCCUUUGCAAGCCAGGAGGGAGGGAGCAGAAGGACCGGCAGGGAUCCGUUCUGCAGCCCCAGAAAUCGUCCCGUGAAGGAAGAGGCCCCUGGAAAUCCCGCAGAGUCCCUGGAGCCCUUUGGAGUUGCUCUGCUGGAGAUAGGAAGGAUGGAGACACCCCCUUUAGCCAAGGAGGGGAGCGGAAAAGGCCCCGCAGCUCUUCAGCCUGGGAGCUGUGGGGAGAGCUGGACCAGAACCGGGCAGAAGGUCCUGCAGGAGGGAACCAUCUUCCCUUCAGAAGUUCCGCCCUGGACCUCCAUCCCAUACUGGGAGUCUGAGGGUCCCCGAGGACUUUGCAGCCAACUCCAUGACUUCUGCAGGCGAUGGCUGAGGCCAGGAAAGCACAGCAAAGCCCAGGUGCUGGACCUGGUGGUUCUGGAGCGGCUCCUGGCUCUCCUGCCCCCAGAGAUGGAGGGCUGGGUGCGGGAGUGUGGAGCAGAGAGCAGCUCCCAGGCGGUGGCCCUGGCAGAAGGCUUCCUCCUGAGCCAAGCAGAGGAGCAAAAGGAGCAGCUCCAGCCGCAGUGCUGCACUGUGGAGAUCAGAGAUGCUGAGGGAAAGAAGAACCCAUCAAAUCCCCCUCAGGAGCUUUUUUUCAGGAGGAUCCCUUGGGAAGAUCCAAGUCAGGACACCUCAGGAGAGAAGCAAAGAAUGAAGCUUUCUGGUUUUUAUGACAGAGCUCAAACAGCGGUUGUACCUUAA
Molecule: messenger RNA, 1017 nt
Organism: Pseudonaja textilis
Lineage: Eukaryota; Metazoa; Chordata; Lepidosauria; Squamata; Elapidae
Product: zinc finger protein 287-like
Source: RefSeq, a predicted model, not a curated record